This is a messenger RNA of Pundamilia nyererei, 3334 nucleotides long. RefSeq names its product integrin, alpha 3b (gene itga3b). Gene Ontology annotation, molecular function: integrin binding. Gene Ontology annotation, biological process: cell-matrix adhesion; cell adhesion mediated by integrin; integrin-mediated signaling pathway. Lineage: Eukaryota; Metazoa; Chordata; Actinopteri; Cichliformes; Cichlidae. Bases 66 to 3233 code for a protein of 1055 amino acids. The transcript has 26 exons. Gene Ontology annotation, cellular component: external side of plasma membrane; integrin complex. The record is from RefSeq and is a predicted model, not a curated record.
CUCGUUCGCUGAUCGUGGACCUGCGAGAACUGAGUGCACCUAACAAGGGAGAAAACAACGGAAACAUGUCUGAAAGACUUUUACUCUGCGCUGUUUUGGCCGUGUGCCACUGGACGCAAACUUGCACUGGAUUUAAUAUAGAUGAACGGUUUCCUGUGAUCAAAGAGGGGAAAACCAGGGGGAGCUUGUUUGGGUUCUCUGUGGCUUUGCAUGAGCAGACGGUGGGCUCCAGACAGUAUCUGCUUCUUAUAGGUGCGCCCAAAGAAAAAGCACAAUCUCUACCGAAAGUCAAUGAAACAGGCGCCGUCUACUUCUGUCCCAUUACCACCGACACCACUGACUGCUCCAGAAUGGACCUGGUUACCUCGACAACUACCUCUGAGAUUGUGGAGGGCAUGUGGUUGGGUGUGACAGUGUCCAGUCAGAAGGGCCAGCCAGAUGGACGCGUGUUGGCAUGCGGACAUCGAUAUGUGAAGGUAAUGUCAGAGAAUCAGUGGCGGAUGUUAGGAAAAUGUUAUGUAAGGAGUAAUGACCUGACCUUUGACCAAGAGGAUCAGUGGCAGGAUGAAAAUUAUGACGUCUGCAAUCCCAACAACGACCACAACUUGGACGGCAUGUGCAACAUGGGCAUUUCAGGCGGUAUAUCGGAAACUGAUGUCUAUUUAGGCUCUCCGGGCAGCUACAAUUGGCAAGGAGAUGCUCAUGUGAUACGGAUAGAUCCACAAAACCCCUGGAACUAUGCUGACAAAAGCUUUGAAAGUCUAGAGAAAGCAUAUAGUUAUAUAGGUUAUUCAGUUCUCGAAGAAAAGAAGCUCCUGAGCUAUGAUGACUCGACAGUUGUGACAGGGGCUCCCAGAUAUGAGUCUAAGGGUGCUGUGAUUUUUUCAAAUAAAACUCAACCAAAGCUUUUGUUGGAGCAGAUCAUCCUUGGGGAACAAGUGGGUUCCUACUUUGGAAACAGCCUGGCAGUGACAGAUCUGAACAAUGACAGUUGGAAUGACCUGAUUGUGGGUGCCCCCUUUUACUUUGACCGUAAGAAUGAAGUGGGGGGAGCAGUGUACAUUUUCAUGAACGAGAAUGGAUUUUUCCAGAAGACCGCCUCAAUGGUUUUGAAGGGCCCAUCUGAUUCUGCCUUUGGCCUUGCACUGGCCGCCAUUGGCGACAUCAACCAAGACGGAUUCCAAGACUUUGCUGUUGGAGCGCCAUUCCACCAGACAGGAAUGGUCUACAUAUGGAUGGGAAGCAAAAAGGGAAUAUCAAGGGAGCCUAGUCAGACCAUUAUGGGUGGGACGUUUGGUGAAAAAUUCCAGACCUUCGGCUACUCCAUCAGCGGAGGGAUGGACGUAGAUGAUAACAGUUACCCUGAUAUAUUAGUUGGCUCUCUGGAUGAUCACAUUGCCCUCCUCAGAGCUCGACCGGUUGUGCACUUAACCCAAGACUUCACUGUCGAGCCUAAGAUUGUGGACGAUAAAAUGUGCUCUGGAGAUAAACCAUGCAUUACAGCUACUCUGUGCAUGUCUUUCACUCUAAGCACCGGAAAUACAAAUUUCAAGAAACCUGUCAUGGUGACGUAUAUAGUAGAGGCCGACAGGGAGAGAAGAGGAAGCUCUCGUGUUCGUUUUCAGAAUGACAUCAACACUUACACUGGCAACCUGACCAUGACAUCUUCCAAAACUGCGUGUGAAACUCUCAAGCUGUUUGUAGUCGAACCUGUGAGGGACAAACUGGAACCAGUGGUCUUUUUCCUCAACUUCUCACUAUACGAACCAAUACCUAGAGCCAGACGAGCCCCACAGAACCUGGACUUCUUCCCAAUUUUGAGCCCAGAGCAGAAAUCCAGCCGAAGAACUGAGAUUCACUUUCAAAAGGCGUGUGGCUCAGACAACAAAUGUACCAGUAACCUGCAACUAACAGCAAAGUUUGUUGAAGAAAAUGAAGAAAAGCCUUUUCCCAGUCAGGGCAAAGUUCAAGUGCUCCAGUUCAACAGCUCCAUAAAGAAAAUAGGGCUCGCGGUAAACGUUACCAACUAUCAAUCUGAAGGGAAGCUAGCUGAAGACGCCCACAGAGUCGUGCUCAAUGUCACUAUCCCUGAUGUGCUGAAAUAUGCCAGUGUCAGUUCUUUGAAUAACAAAGUUGAGUGCACUCUUCUUGAUACAGUCAUUUGUGAGGUGGGGAAUCCAAUUAGCAGAAACGAAAAGGUGUCUUUCCUGCUCAAGUUUGAGACCUCAGGAAUCACCCUACACACACGAAAGAUUGAGUGUCAGCUGCUGUUGUCAACUCUUAGUGAGCAGAGUGACCUAACGCCUGUUCCUAUGGCCUUGCUGAUUGAAAACACCAUUAAUCCAGUCUUCAGCUUCUUAUCCAGUGAAAAGUCACAGGUGGAAACAGUAAAGUUUGGUGGGACAGUGAUGGGCGAGUCAGCCAUGGUCAACACAAGUGACGUGGGCAGUCUGGUGGAGUUCACCUUUACUAUGAACACAAUGGGACAAUCGCUGCAAGACAUAGCAACCCUGGCUGUGGAGUUUGAGUGGCCCUGUGAGGUAGCAAACGGCAAGUGGUUGCUGUACCUGACGAAGAUUGUUGUUCAGGGGGAUUCUGAAACGGAGUGUAAACCUCCUGGGAAUGUGGUCAACAUGCUUAACCUAACUUUGUCAGAGAGAAGACCUAAGCGUACUAAGCGACAGAUUAGAGUUGAAGGUGAGAAUGACGUGACCCAUUCAAAUAUUAUUGAGCCACAGGCAGCAGUCACACUGUCUUCUACUCCCAAAAAGAGGUACCAGUUGGAUUGCUCCAAGGGGACAGCAAAGUGUGUGACGUUUACCUGCCCGCUGCUCAAUGUUUCGAAUUCAGCCACGAUUUAUGUCCGAUCCCGGUUGUGGAAUAGUACAAUGUUAGAGGACUAUUCUGAUGCAUUUGUAGUUGAAGUUAAAGGCCAAGCCACACUGAAGCUUAUUAAUAAUCAAUCAAACAUCAAGAUGGAGAGUCAGACGGCCUUGUUCAAAGUACAAAUAGAACCAGAGGAAAGGGUGGAGACGCCCUAUGAGCUUCCCCUGUGGAUCAUCAUCUCUGCAGCUGUAGCAGGAAUUGCACUGCUAGGAAUCAUCAUUCUUAUACUAUGGAAGUGUGGCUUCUUCCAGAGAGCCAGCAGGAGGGAGAUGUAUGAGGCCAAGGCCCAGAAGGCUGAGAUGAAGAUCCAGCCCUCUGAGACAGAGAGGCUAACUGAGGACUACUGAGGCCCCAUGUCUCCCAACAGCAUACACCAUUGGGGCUUUUGGCUUGGCUUCUUCAAGCGAGCCAUCUACUACAGAAUAAUGCCAAAACACCAGGGAGUGAA